Gamsiella multidivaricata is the source of this 2068-nucleotide messenger RNA. RefSeq names its product peptidase family M48-domain-containing protein. The record is from RefSeq and is a predicted model, not a curated record. Gene Ontology annotation, biological process: mitochondrial protein processing; protein quality control for misfolded or incompletely synthesized proteins. The coding region runs from base 43 to 2004 and encodes 653 amino acids. Gene Ontology annotation, molecular function: metalloendopeptidase activity. NCBI's taxonomy places the organism in Eukaryota, Fungi, Mortierellomycota, Mortierellomycetes, Mortierellales, Mortierellaceae. The transcript has 2 exons. Gene Ontology annotation, cellular component: mitochondrial inner membrane.
AUCCUCCAUCGUUUUUCAUUUCUCGAACUAUCACCCAUCAGGAUGUUGUCGGCCGUGUUCAGAAGAGGAGGCACUGUUGCCUCAAGAGCAGCAUCAUCGCCGCACUGGAAACUGCGGCCACUAUCAUUACCAGGAUCGCCACCCCCAUCCGCUGCCUGGAUUCCAUGGAGCACGAAAAGACAUCUGAUGGGCAAGGGACAAAGCAUCUCUCGCGACUUGGUUUCUUCAUGCAGGACACUCAAGCUGUCACACUCAACUGCACCAUCCUCACCUCGAGGCUUCUUCAACGGCACUGCGAAAACGCAUCUCGCCAAACAACACUGCAACCCACCAUCAGGAGGAGGACUCUACUCGACUUGUGCUCGUAGGCCAAUUCGACACCACAAUCAACAUGAACCAGCCCUUAUCAUCCUCCAGGGAAAUCACCAACGCCUUCUUCGACCCUGGCUCCAACAACAAGCCUCCAAGUUCCACACCUCCCGACCAAACCAUCUCCCCCUGCCCAUCAUCCCCGCCGCAAUCUUCACUCUCAAGACCCCCGUCACCGCUGUCGUCCUCCGAAUAGUCUCGAGGAUCUCACUCACCCUCCUCCCCUUAUCCGCGAAGCAAUCCCCAAGGGUCAUCCUCACCCUCGUCCUGAUCCCACCCAUCUGUUUCGCCCUUGUUAUCUUUGCGGGUCUCGAAGCGGCACCCAACACGGGUCGAUGGCGGUUCUUGUUCACGAGCGAGGAAGAAGAGUUGACGAUGCUUCAGGAUGAGAUCCCCACGUUUAUGGAGAGCAUUAAAGUUCUGGAGGAUGAGAACGAUCCAAGGGUACAGUUGGUUAAGCACAUUUUGAAGAAUCUUUUGAGUGCUUCGAUUGAACAGGAUGGAUCUACAUUGAGAACCGGGAUAGUGGAGAGGCUAGAGAAGAAGCAUCAGGAUGCACAGCGGUUGUUGAAGGAGCAUCAACAGCAGCACAAGGUGGACCCAACGGAGAAUGGCAGCACUGCCGACGAAAGUACACCAGUAGUCGCAGCAGCGAGUAAAGCAAUUGUCUCCACACAGAGACCUAUACCCUCAACCGGAUCAUCGCCAUCGCCCUCCUCCUUUGCAUCCGACGGUGACGAUGACGAGGAUGACCUGGAUCUCAGGGAGAUCAGCUUCGAGGACCGGCCGUUCCAGAUUUUUGUCGCCGAGGACGAGACCAUCAAUGCCUUCUCCCUGGGCCCACCCCGACUGAUCUUCAUCAAUUCAGGGCUUUUGGACUGGCUUGAGAAUGAUGAGGAUCUGGUCGCCGCUGUCGUUGCACACGAGCUCGCUCACGUUAUCCAGAGACAUACCAUGGAAACCCACGGACGCGAGACCGUCAUGCUCUUCCUCGCUGACCUUCUGAGAAGCGCAUUGUGGACAAUCUCGAUCCCUCUGGGCCCCUGGUUCAAUUCAUGGGUCGACCAAACCACCAACAACCUCCUCCACUUCACAGCCUCAGGACCGUUGCAUCAAACCAUCGAGGUCGAAGCCGACACCGUCUCACUCACCCUCCUAGCCCUCGCAGGGUACGACCCCAUGCACGCCGUCAGACUCUGGGAGCAAUGGGCCGACAAGGACCAAAAGGAAAUGGAUGCUGAGGAUUCGGUUGAGGUCCAUAAAUGGACUGAUUGGAUGUACGAUCAUCCACCCUCGGCUGAGCGGGCGCGGUACCUGAAGGAGGCUGUCAUGCCCGCACGAGAGAUGUGGGAGAAGGUCCUUGGAAGACGUAAGGCCCCGAUGAAGAGGUUCUUGCCACUGGAGACGCGGCUGAGAGAUCAAAUCGAUGAGGAUGGGGAUUUAACAGAGGAGACAGUGCAAGAUGUGAUGGAAACGAUGGAUGAGCUGUUGAAGAAGCAGGAGAAAGAAGAGAAGGAAGCGCGGCGACGGAGUGGGAUCAGAGGAACGUUGAAGAGGUGGGCUAGUUGGCGGCCGUGGGCAAAGUCAUCGGAGAUGGAUGUCAACUUGGGAUCGACAGAGCCGGCAAAGGCAUAAUAGGAGUUACAGCGGGAUCCUUCAUUGUAGAUAAAGAAUCGGGCAUUAAAAGACACUCUUAUAU